AUGUCGGCGACGGCAGCGAAGGCCAGUAGCACAACAUCCCAGACUUUCGUCACUUCGCUGGUGACGAAUGUUGCGCUCUUGGCGGUGGAAGUUGGUGCUUUCACGAUCCUCAAGUCGCGAUUAGGGCGCAUAUAUACCCCUCGGACAUUCCUCCCUCCGCCCGACAAACGUGCGCAAGAGCUGCCCACAGGCAUAUGGCGAUGGGUGCCUGCCGUACUGCUGUCCAACCCCAAGGAUAUUAUUCAUAAGAAUGGAUUGGACGCGUACAUGUUUUUACGAUGGAUGAAAAUGGUUAUCAUCAUAUUCUUCGUUUUCACGCUCGUCACCUGGCCUAUCUUGCUCCCGGUCGACGCUGCGGAUGUCAGAGGCUCGUCCCAACAAGGCCUCACCAAGCUUUCCUGGAGCAAUAUCACGUCUUCCCUGGACAAUCGGCUCGCCGCACACAUCGUCGUCAUAUACCUGCUCACCUUCUUCGUUUUUUAUAUGAUCCGUCGCGAGAUGCUCCACUUCGUGCAUAUUCGGCACCAAUAUCUGAUCAGCAAGUCGCACUCGCACCAAGCCCGCGCUCGAACGGUCCUUGUCACUUCGCUCCCGGAGGAGCUGGGCGAAGAACAUCAACUACGGGAGUUCGCCAGUUUCGUGCCUGGAGGCGUGGAACACAUAUGGAUCUAUCGCGAUACCAAGGAGCUCAACAAGAAAUUUGAAGAAAGACAGAAGGCCUGUGCCCAACUGGAAAAGGCGUGCUCCAAGCUCCUCCGCACCGCGACGAAGAAUUGGAACCGUCGCCAGUCCGCCCAUACAAAGGAGGUCAAGAAGGUCGAUAAGAUGCGGAGAAAGGGAAAACUGGAGACGGACGCGGAGAAGCUCAACCUCCCGCAAUCCGUCUUUGAUCCCGAUCCUCUCAAGCCGCAGGCCGCAUCGUUAGACUCCUUGAAGGAUCUCGUACCGGAAAGCCAAUGGCCGAGGCAUAGGAUCGGUCCAUUGCAUGCUCUGGGAAUAGGACGUAAAGUGGACACGAUCGAGUACUGCAAGGACGAGAUCGGGCGCUUGAACGAGGAAAUCGAUCAGCUGCGUCACCGGCUAGGCAACGAGAAGCCCCUGGGCUCCGCCUUCAUCGAAUGUAAUCUGCAACUCGGCGCGCACGUCUUGGCACAAUGUGUCAGCUACCAUGAGCCCUUGAUGAUGGCCGACAAAUGGCUCGAAGUGACUCCCAGAGACGUGAUCUGGAAGAACUUAGAUGAUGGUGCUUACGAGGUCCGGACACGAUAUGUCAUAUCCUGGGCCGCGACCAUUGCCCUCAUCAUCCUAUGGGCGUUCCCCGUCGCCUUCGUGGGGACAGUCAGCAAUCUGGAGGGCCUUUGCUCAGAGGCCAGAUGGUUACGCUGGGUUUGCAAGGCGCCGACGCCCGUACCCGGAAUUAUUACGGGCGUUUUACCUCCGAUACUACUUGCUAUACUCAUGCUACUUCUUCCCAUGAUCCUACGAUUUUUGGCGGUUUAUGAAUGCAUCCCGCUGCAUUCUCUGGUCGACGUCAGCGUCUACAAGCGUUACUUUGCGCUCCUUGUGAUACACGGCUUCCUCAUCGUCACACUUACCUCCGGCAUCACAUCCGCGAUUGCUCAGAUACUCGCUACGCCCGCACAAGCCGUCGAGAACCUCGCGAGGAACUUACCAAAUGCAGCUAUAUUCUUCUUGACAUACAUGGCCACGCAAGGUCUAAGUGGAGCUGCGAGCGCGUUGAUUCAACUUGGACCGCUCAUAAUGCAUUACGUCAAGAAAUGGUUCCUCGGGAGGACACCGAGGCAGGCCUACGGCGUAACCUUCCUCAUGCCAUCCGCGGACUUCGGUACUACUCUUCCCCGUCUUUCACUGCUCGCAACGAUAGGGUUCGCCUAUUCUGUGAUCUCACCGCUCAUUAACGGGCUUGCGCUACUCGGCUUUUCGCUCUUAUAUGUAGCCUGGAAGUUUUUGCUUACGCAGGUUUUCGAUCAGCCGGAGGAAGCUGAAACUGGCGGCUUAUACUUCCCUAUUGCAGUCUCGAACUUUUUUGUCGGACUGUAUAUCGAACAGAUUUGCCUCGCAUGCUUGUUCUUCCUGAAGGUUCCCGGCGCUAUCACCGCGCCGACGGUUUCGGCCGCAGGGCCCAUCGUCGAAGGUGUCUUGAUGUUGAUUCUCCUGGCCAUAACCUUUGCCUAUCAGUUGCUCGUAACGAGGAGUUUCAAGCGUACGUGCAACGGUCCACGCAUACAGCCAUGGCGUUCUCUCAUAAUCGACGCAUGUAGCUAUCACGGAGUAUUUACCGAUGUCCCUGGCGACAAAGAAGAUGGCACAACGAUACAGGAAGCACAGCACCACGCAACCUCACGACGGCGUGCCUAUCCCACUGCCUGGUCCGCUUAA
Punctularia strigosozonata HHB-11173 SS5 is the source of this 2400-nucleotide messenger RNA. RefSeq names its product DUF221-domain-containing protein. The record is from RefSeq and is a predicted model, not a curated record. Gene Ontology annotation, cellular component: plasma membrane. The transcript has 17 exons. Gene Ontology annotation, molecular function: calcium-activated cation channel activity. Lineage: Eukaryota; Fungi; Basidiomycota; Agaricomycetes; Corticiales; Punctulariaceae. Bases 1 to 2400 code for a protein of 799 amino acids.